Mercenaria mercenaria is the source of this 3123-nucleotide messenger RNA. RefSeq lists its product as uncharacterized. Gene Ontology annotation, biological process: S-methylmethionine cycle. The transcript has 7 exons. NCBI's taxonomy places the organism in Eukaryota, Metazoa, Mollusca, Bivalvia, Venerida, Veneridae. Bases 217 to 1152 code for a protein of 311 amino acids. Gene Ontology annotation, molecular function: zinc ion binding; S-adenosylmethionine-homocysteine S-methyltransferase activity. The record is from RefSeq and is a predicted model, not a curated record.
GGUUUUUAUUAUAGACAAGUUUGCAGCAUGUUAAAAAAAUGGAUUUUGUUAACUGAUUCAAACUAAAAAUUAUCAAUGACAAUAAAUGAAAUUUUGUUAUGCUAAAGAUAAUAGAUGCUCCCUACCGUAAAAUAAACACGUCGUCUACUUUCACUUUCAUAUGAUGUUGGCGAAAUCAAAGAAGUAUAAAAUACAUUUUUAUAGCUCUUUGGCGAAAUGGACAACAUAAAAAUUUUGGAUGGUGGUGCUGCUGAAGAGCUUAUCAGACUUGGCAAAACAGAAUUUUUAAUUUAUAAAGAUCCACUAUGGACUGCAGGUCUACUUCACACAGAUCCUGAUGCCAUUUUAACACUUCAUAAAAGUUUUCUGAGAGCUGGAGCUGAAAUCAUUUUGACAGUAAGUUACCAGGCAUCUAUUGAGGGAUUUAUGAAGCAUCUCAAUAUUACUGAAGAAGAAGCCUGUGGGCUUAUCAAGAAGAGCGUGUAUAUAGCAAGACAAGCCUGUAAGGAGGUGGCACAAGAAACAGGUAGAGAAGAGAGUAAAGUUGCAGGUUCUGUUGGUCCUUAUGGUGCUUGCUUACACGAUGGUUCAGAAUAUACAGGCAAAUAUAUGGACAGUGUUUCAACAGAGGAAUUACAGACUUGGCAUAGACCAAGGCUGACUGCCCUCUCAGAGGCGGGAGUAGAUAUGGUUGCCAUAGAAACAAUACCAGCUCAGCUAGAGGCGGAGGCUGUUGUCAGCCUUAUUGAAAAAGAAUUUCCAGGGAUGAAAGCUUAUGUCACAUUUUCAUGUCGGAAUGGCGAGGAAACAUGCCGUGGUGAAAAAUUCUGUGAUGCAAUCAAGAGUGUGUGUUCUUCUGAAAAUGUUAUUGCUGUUGGCGUCAACUGUACUGGUCCUCAAUAUAUUACCUCCCUCUUGAAGAGUAUUCAAGGGCUGAACAUUCAAAAACCUAUACUAGUGAAACCAAAUAGUGGAGAAAUGUGGAAUUCCGGCAAAGGAUGGUAUGAUAAAGAGACCUGUCCAGAUCUGUCAGAGAAAGUGCAAGAAUGGACUGAACUUGGAGCAACAUGGAUUGGUGGCUGUUGUCGUAUUUAUCCAGCAGACAUUGAAAAAAUGAAAAACAAAAUUUAUGAUUUACAAAAACAUAAAUAAAGAAACAGUGCAUUCUAUGUGUUUGCCAUUCAACUUUAUACUUGAGGGAAAAUAAUAUUAAAUUGACAUGGUUGUGGAUUUUUCUUCAUAACUGACUGAAUCACAGGUAGUAACACUUUCAUAAGUUAACCAGACAUGAUGUAAUUGUAAUCAGUAAUAGUAAUCAAAUCAAUUACAUUUUGUCAUGUACAACAUGCAAUGUAAUUGUAAUCAUGUUAUUACUUUUCAAAGACACAUAUUAUUCUGUGUUCUGUAAUGCAUUGCACAUUGAAUACAGUUGUUUUAAGGUUUUAUCUUGGUACUUUAUUUGUUAAAAUUGAUUUAUUUUAGGGGUAUAAAGGGUUAAAAUGUGAUUGAUUUUAGGAGCUUAAGUAGUUAAAUGUGAUUUCUUUUAAGCCUUAGGGCUUAAUGAGAUUAAUGUGAUUGAUUUUAUGGGUUUAAUGAGUUGAAUGUGAUUGAUUUAAGGGGCUUAAUGAGUUGAAUGUGAUUGAUUUAAGGGGCUUAAUGAGUUGAAUGUGAUAGAUUUUAUGGGUUUAAUCAGGAAGGUCUAAUACGGGGAGUAGAAACUCCGUAUAAAUCAAUACAUUUAUCUGUAUUAUGCUGUCGUCCAUACCUGUAAAUAUCGACCAGUCGUUAGCGAUCGAUAUUUUGUUUUCGCCACUAUCGAUUAGCGUGUAAUUAGCAUAUUACCUCAUGUUAAUCAUGGAGCUAUAACACUUAUUGUUCAAAGGGUUUACCAGUCACAUGUUAAGUGGCGAUAAUUAGAUGAUCAGAGAUUGAUCUAAAGGGAUUCUGAAGCAAAAACAGCAUGCGACUGCAUGUGGUGAUAUGCUUAAUUAUUAUGAAUUAACUCGAGCUCACUUCCCUGAAGAAAUAUUUUACCACGUAACUUCAAACCUUAAGCAAAGGGCCGAUUUUUGUUGGAUUUGAAUAAAAAAAAGGAAAAUAACAGAAAGCUGACACUUUUCUUAAUCUUGUAGAGCCAUAAUUAUAAUUAUUGUUUAUAAUGUCAGAUUUCUACAUACAGAAACAAACAUUCUUCUUGAACGUAGGGAAUGUUUCAAACGAAAUUGUUGUUUAAACUCCAAAAAUUAGUUUAAUAAAUUUAAUCUUAAAACUGAUGUGUGAAAAAAUACAAUGUAUUUAAAUUAAAAUAACAAUAUUUUUUUUAAAAAAGGCCGACAACGAAGUUACAUUUAGUAUUCCGAACUUUUAGAUAAAACUGCAGAAAUUCAUCUAGGUUUAACAGGCAUUUAAAUGGUGAAGAACAGAGCAAUAUCAUAAACAAAUAAUUUCAGGCAACAGUUUACAGUUUUGACUUGCUAUUUUCAUUAAAAUAUGACCUAUUUUUUUUGUUCUAAAUACUCUGAAUCAACAAGGCAAUUAUCAUGUAAAAAACGACAUCUUUCUCUCUGGGUAAGACAAGUCUAGAUUUAGCCAUUUUCACAGGGCGAAAAGUAACAUUAAUGUAGAUAUUUUCCAUUUAAAAAUAGAUGCAGGCAAUAAUUUCAUGGCAGAACUUUUGUUUUCAACAAAAAAUUCAACAAAUGCUUUCCCAGAUUUUCACUGAAAGGACGAGUUAAACUGUAAGGCGUAAGUGUUUGAGUAAUAGCAGAAUAACCUACGGCAUACGCUUCGACUGGACGACAGCAUAAGAUAAGAUAAAUGCCGGUUUCAAGUCCCCGUAUCAGUUGUUCCAGGUUUAAUGAGUUGAAUGUGAUUGAUUUAAGGGGCUUAAUGAGUUGAAUGUGAUUGAUUUAAGGGGCUUAAGGGGUUGAAUGUGGUUGAUUUUAAGGGCUUAAUGAGUUAUGUUAUUAAGUUUAGGCGGUUACAGAGUUAAAAUUUGCUUGAUUUUUAGGAGCUACAGGAGUUAUAUAAAAGUGUAGGUUCUUAAUAAAAUUUAUUUUUAAACAAUUUUAUCUGCCUGUGUAUGUAAUAAUUGCCAAAAAAGAAAUGCAAGCAGAUUUAUUA